AUGAAGUUCUCAACCCUCCUCGUCAUCAGCAGUGCUGCUCUCGUCUCUGCCGCUGACGAAGGCAACGGACUCACUUUCCCCACUUCGACCGAUGCGAAUCAGUUUGUCUCGGCGAUCUACUCACCAUCCCCCGUCCCCUCCGAGGUAUCGCCAUUCAUCACGCCGCUGGCCACAACGUGGUACAAGGUCCAGAGCUCCUUUAUGCACGACCCAAGAUACCCUUCCCUCACUUCGGAUAUCGUUUCGGCAAUCACCCAUGCCCCCGAUUCCGAGGCUUCGCUGCAGGCUAUGUUGACUGGUGGGGAGUGGAACUGGAACCAGGUGAAGACUCAGUCGUGGUACGACAAUCAUGUGCCGAAGGACUCGAAGGACUUUGUCUCGCAGUACCUCGAGGCCUGGGAGAAGGCCGCCGAGAGAGGUGACUAA
Molecule: messenger RNA, 426 nt
Organism: Podospora anserina S mat+
Lineage: Eukaryota; Fungi; Ascomycota; Sordariomycetes; Sordariales; Podosporaceae
Exons: 2
Coding region: 1-426 (141 amino acids)
Source: RefSeq, a predicted model, not a curated record